Micropterus salmoides (largemouth bass) is the source of this 962-nucleotide messenger RNA. RefSeq names its product dnaJ homolog subfamily B member 14-like. NCBI's taxonomy places the organism in Eukaryota, Metazoa, Chordata, Actinopteri, Centrarchiformes, Centrarchidae. The record is from RefSeq and is a predicted model, not a curated record. Gene Ontology annotation, cellular component: endoplasmic reticulum membrane. Gene Ontology annotation, biological process: cellular response to misfolded protein. Gene Ontology annotation, molecular function: Hsp70 protein binding.
AAUAAAGCGGUGUAAGGACUACUAUGAAGUACUGGGCGUCAGUAAAGAAGUCAAUGAGGAGGAGCUAAAGAAAGCCUACAGGAAAUUGGCGCUCAAGUUCCACCCAGACAAAAAUCAUGCACCUGGAGCAACAGAGGCCUUUAAAAAGAUUGGUAAUGCAUAUGCAGUGCUGAGCAACCCAGACAAAAGGCGGCAGUAUGACCUGACAGGAGGGGAGGAGCCGAGCAGCCCGGGUCACUCACACGGAGGAGGCUUUGACUUCCACAGGGGCUUUGAGGCUGACAUUACUCCUGAGGACCUCUUCAACAUGUUCUUUGGAGGUGGCUUCCCCUCCUCAAGUGCACACACCUUCACCAACAGCAGAACAAGCUACAGCCAUCAGACGGAUUAUCGACAAGAGAGAACAGAAGAAAGGGGAGAUGGUGGUUUCUCAAUGUUUAUCCAGCUGAUGCCCAUCGUGGUCCUGAUUUUAGUGUCAAUUUUGAGCCAGAUGAUGGUGUCCCCUCCACCCUACAGCCUGUACACUAGACCGUCCACAGGUCAGACUGUAAAACGGCAGACAGAAAACCUGCAUGUCGACUACUACGUCUCCAGAGAUUUCAAGUCAGAGUUUAAGGGCUCAGCGCUGCAGCAGAUUGAGAAAAAUGUGGAGGAGGACUACGUAUCUAAUGUCCGAAAUAACUGUUGGAAGGAGAGACAGACAAAAACAGACCUGCUGUAUGCUGCUAAGGUAUACAGGGAUGACCGAAUGCGCAAGAAGGCAGAACUCAUGACCAUGGAUAACUGCAGGGAGCUGGACAGACUAAAUAACCUAUUCAGAGGCGGAUGAGCUGGAUGCUUCUUAGAUCAUGUAAAUGUCUGAAUAGAUGUGUAUGUUCAUGUUUUUUUUAAAAAAGAAAGUCUUUACACUAGGAGCAAAAAACUUGCUGAAAUAAAUUAGCUCUAUUGUUGAAGUUUUAAAA